GCCAGGCGGGAGUCGCCUCCGCCGCCGCCGCCGCCACCGCGGCCGCCACCGCGCAGCCGGCGGUAAGAAGAAAACAUAACCUAUAGACCACCUUCGGGCAGAAGAUGAUAGAUUCGGAUCAGAAACGGGAGGCGUUGGAAGCCAGGAAUCAAAAGUGAAGAAACUCUGCAAGCCCUUGGGUUCCUAUCACUGUAACCAUGCCAGAAAUGACGGAGAAUGAGACUCCUAUGAAAAAACAGCACAGAAAGAAAAACCGGGAGACACACAAUGCAGUUGAGAGGCAUAGGAAGAAGAAAAUCAAUGCUGGGAUAAACAGAAUAGGAGAGCUGAUCCCGUGUUCUCCUGCCCUGAAGCAGAGCAAGAAUAUGAUCCUGGACCAAGCCUUUAAAUAUAUAACAGAAUUGAAGAGGCAAAAUGAUGAGCUCCUGCUUAAUGGAGGAAACAAUGAACAAGCUGAAGAAAUUAAAAAGCUACGGAAGCAACUGGAAGAAAUCCAAAAAGAAAAUGGCCGAUAUAUUGAAUUACUGAAAGCAAAUGACAUCUGCUUAUACGAUGAUCCCACAAUCCACUGGAAAGGAAAUCUUAAGAACUCAAAGGUCUCUGUUGUUAUUCCGAGUGACCAAGUUCAAAAAAAUAUCAUUGUUUAUUCUAAUGGGAGUCAGCCUGGUGGAAACAGCCAGGGAACAGCUGUUCAGGGGAUAACCUUUAAUGUUGGUCAUAAUUUACAGAAACAAACUGCCAACGUGGUGCCAGUGCAGAGGACUUGCAAUCUUGUGACUCCUGUGUCUAUUUCUGGAGUUUACCCUUCGGAAAACAAGCCAUGGCAUCAGACCACCGUUUCUGCAUUGGCUUCCAACCAGCCUGUUCCUCUUUGUCUUCCUGCUACCAUUUCUGCUCAAAAUAUUCUCGAGCUUUCCACCUCUGAAAGCGAAUCAAGUGUGCUGGGUGUCACUAAUGGCUCACUGAUCGCUGUUCCAGUUGGGCCUGAACCCCACCAACAUCGCUCUUUGAACACACGUCUAAAUGAUCGAAACUCUUCUGACAAUAAGAAUGGGCAAGAGAGCCCCAAAUUAUUAAAGACGACAACCUCUUGUGCUACAAGCAUCCCUCCCAGCUCCUCAGCAACUGCCAGUAAAGUGUGCCAGGGAAACAAGUCCUGUCUGAGCAUACAGGACCUCAGAGGUGACCUUCAGAACACCUUAGUUGUAUCAGUUACCACUACCAUCUGUUCCCAGCCUCCCAGAUCCACAGGUGAUUCUUCUCCAGUGAGCAUCAGCAAGAGUACAGAUUCGACAAGUACAACCACUGCGGUGGCACCAUCUGCCCCUGGAGUAGGGAGGACUACCACUCCUGUAAGCGCUCUUUCUACUAAUUCUCUGGACAGUGGUUGGACUUGUUCUUUGCCUUCUUCAAGUGUUAGCACUUCAGAUUUGAAAAACAUUAACAGCCUUACCCGAAUUUCUUCAGCUGGAAACACACAGACAACAUGGACUACUUUGCAAUUGGCAGGAAACACUAUUCAGCCUUUAAGCCAGACAUCAUCUUCCACUGUGACUCCAGUAUUAAAUGAGUCUGGUACUAGUCCCACCACAAGCAGCCACAGUAGACACAUAGCUCCAGCCGUCAGCCUAAAUAAUUCCUUUCCAGCAGAUGGGCAGCCAGUUGAGCAAGUAGUUGUAACCUUGCCUUCUUGUCCAUCUUUACCUAUGCAGCCACUAAUUGCCCAGCCACAAGUUAAAUCUCAGCCUCCAAAAAGUAUCCUUCCACUGAAUUCAGCAAUGCAGGUGAUCCAGAUGGCACAGCCAGUUGGGUCGGCCAUUAGUGCAGCUCCAGCUAAUCAAAACGUUAUCAUUCUUCAGCCACCCAGCUCUGCCCCAUGCCCAGCGGUGGUGAGGGCAGAGGUUCCCAGCCAAACAGUCGGUCAGCAGAUAGUGAUCAUACAGGCAGCUAAUCAGAAUCCUUUGCCGCUUCUCUCUGCUCCACCUCCUGGUUCUGUUCGACUCCCUAUCAAUGGAACUAAUGCUAUAAUAGGGUCGAAUCAUGCAGUGCAGAAUGUUUCAGCUCCACAAACUUUUGGAGGAAAACAUCUCGUCCAUAUAUUACCAAGACCUUCAUCUUUAUCCACAUCUAAUUCAACACAAACUUUUUCUGUCACCAUGUCAAACCAACAACAGCCUCAAACCAUCUCUUUAAACGGACAGCUCUUUGCUUUGCAGCCUGUGAUGACUUCAUCAGGAACUACAAAUCAAACCCCUAUGCAAAUUAUUCAACCCACCACCAGCGAAGACCCAAAUACCAAUGUUGCCCUGAAUACAUUUGGUGCUUUGGCCAGCCUCAAUCAAAGUAUAUCGCAGAUGGCUGGGCAAAGCUGUGUACAGUUGUCUAUUAGCCAGCCUGCCAAUUCUCAAACUGCUGCAAAAAGUCAGACCACCCCAGCUAACUGUGUUCCAUUAACAACAGCUGUAGCACCUCCCGUAACCACAGACAAUUCAGCCACACUACCCAGUACUUAUAAUCUAGUGACUGCUCCCCCAGCAAACACUGUCACUUGUUUGCCACCUACUGUGAAGUCAAAAAGGUUGAAUAAGAAGCCAGGUGCCAAGAAACCCUUAGCAGCCAGCAAGCCAGCAUGCCCCCUGAAUGCAGGCCGAGAUGCUGGCAAAUUAGACUGCCCCAGGGCUGAAGGCUCAGCGGAGCCGUCCUGUAACGAUGGACUGCUGGAGAACCUCCCCAGUGUAUUACCAUCUGUCGCUGUGUCCCAGUCAGAUACUGUAAGUGUUCCUGUGUCACAGUCUUCGGAUGUUCUGAAUUCUCAGUCAGUGAUACCUGAGUCCGUAUCCAAAUAUAAGUCAGCGGAAGAAUCUCCUUCACCCUCCCAGGAAUCUGUCACAAGUGAACAUUUUACCGUGGCUCCCACAAAACCCAAAGAUUCUACCCCCAGUCUGCAACAAGAGACGUCUCAGGAUAAAACAGCAACUAGUUCAGCUCUGUCAGAUGCUGCCCCAUCCUGCACUUCAGCCAGUGUGUUCAUUCCAUCUCCAAACGAUGCCCACGUUUUGGCUUCUCAGGUUUCUGAUUUGUCAUCUACCACAAGCACUACAACUGCUGACUGUGUUUCUGAGGUAGAAAUCAUUGCUGAACCUUGCAGGGUUGAGCCAGAUUCAUCAAAUACAGCGCAAAGCACAGGUGUCUUAAAGGGACAAGGUUUAACUACAUUGCUUUCGGAUCUUGCUAAAGAAAAGGACCCUCAGAAAUCACCUCUUUCGAUGCAGAUGGAUAAUCCUGACUUUUCUUCCGAAAAUUCUAAAAUAGCCGACUCAAGUGUGGAUUUACAUCCCAAACAGGAACUACUGCUGAUGAAUAAUGAUGAAAGAGAUGCCCCCCAGCACCAUUCCUGCCUCCCGGAUCAGGAGGCUAUCAGUGGCUCCUUGCUCAGCGGUCGGCAGGCUGACUCCCCUAUGUCAACCAGCUCUGGCAGCAGCCGCAGUUUCUCAGUUGCAUCCAUGCUUCCUGAAACAACUAGAGAGGAUGUGACCAGCCACGCAACAACGCAUACAUGUGACAGCUGUACCUUUGCGGAGCAAACUGACAUAGUAGCUCUUGCAGCAAGAGCUAUUUUUGACCAGGAGAACCUUGAGAAGGGAAGAGUUGGCGUCCAGGCUGAUAGGAGGGAAGUUGCUUCCAAGCCUUCUGAAGCAUCACCAUUAGAAGGAGACCAGCCUCUUAAGUCACAGCUUCCUAAGGAGAAUGGCACGGGACAAGCAGAAGGAGCACCGAAUGAAUUUCAUUCUCAGGAUUCAAUUGAAGCAGCCGUGGAAAAAUCAAGCUGUUCACUAGGAAUUAAAACGUCGAAUGCUUCUUUGCAGGUUUCAACUUCUCAGCCACCAAGCAUCACUAGUUUAAGCGUGAAUAACCUUAUCCAUCAGGGCAGCAUCAGCCGUCCUCUGGUCAGCUGUGCCGGUUUAGCUCAGACUUCAGAGCCAACGACUGUUCCUGCAACGGUCGGUCUGACCGUUCCAUCCAGCUCCUAUGGCAGCCAGCCUCCUGGGCCGUCUCUGAUGACAGAAUAUUCCCAGGAACAACAGCUAAAUACCAUGACUAGUACUAUACCGAAUUCACAGAUCCAGGAGCCGCUCUUAAAGUCAAGUCAUGAAGGCCGUAAAGACUCUGCUAAGCGGGCCGUCCAAGAGGACCUUUUACUGUCUUCGGCCAAACGUCAAAAGCAUUGUCAGCCAGCCCCACUGAGGCUUGAAAAUAUGUCCCUGAUGAGCCGAACUCCAGACAGCAUUUCCGAUCAAACUCAAAUGAUGGUCAGUCAGAUGCCUCCCAACUCUUCCAACUCAGUCGUGCCUGCCAGCACGCCAGCCCACGGAGACGGCCUCACGCGAUUAUUUCCACCUAGUAGCAACUUUGUGGCCCCUGUGUUGAGGCAAGCUGAAGUCCAGUGUGGUUCGCAGACUUCGGUGGCUGAGCAGCAGCAAACCCAGGCAAGUCAGCAUCUGCAGGCCCUACAGCAGCACGUGCCCACGCAGGCGGUGUCUCACCUCCACAGUAACCACCUCUACAUCAAGCAGCAGCAGCAGCAGCAGCAAGCAGGGCAGCUCAGAGAGAGGCAUCACUUGUAUCAGCUGCAGCACCAUGUGCCUCACGCCGAGAAUGCUGUCCACUCCCAGCCCCAUAAUGUCCACCAACAGAGGACUCUACAACAGGAGGUCCAGAUGCAGAAAAAGAGGAAUCUCAUUCAGCCCCAGGCCUCUCAGCUCUCCUUACAACCAAAGCAUCAUGGGACGGACCAGUCCCGACCCAAGAGUGGGCAGCCCCAUCCCCACCAUCAGCAGCUGCAGCAACAGAUGCAGCAGCACUUCGGAAGUUCCCAGCCAGAGAAGAACUGUGAGAACCCGUCAGCCAGCCGGCCCCACCAUAACCACCCCCAGAACCAUCUCAAUCAAGACAUCAUGCACCAGCAGCAGGAUGUGGGAAGCAGGCAGCAAGGGUCAGCAGUUUCUUCUGAACAUGUAUCUGGGCAUAAUCCAAUGCAGAGGCUUUUGACAUCAAGAGCCUUAGAGCAGCAAAUGGUGUCCCAACCUAGCAUUGUGAGUAGACCUUCAGACAUGCCUUGUACUCCGCAUAGGCCAGAAAGAAACAGAGUUUCAAGUUACUCUGCUGAGGCUCUCAUCGGAAAGACCUCCUCUAAUUCAGAGCAGAGAAUGGGUAUAUCCAUUCCGGGUUCCAGGGUUUCAGAUCAGCUUGAAAUGAGAAACUAUCUGGAUGUUCCCAGAAAUAAGAGUUUGGCUAUUCAUAACAUGCAGGCUCGUGUGGACCACACUGUUGCCUCAGAGAUCCGCCUUUCAGACUGUCAGACAUUUAAGCCAAGUGGAGCCAGCCAACCGCCACAGAGUAAUUUUGAAGUGCAGUCUUCGAGAAAUAAUGAAAUAGGUAACCCUCCUGUAUCAUCAUUGCGGAGUAUGCAGUCCCAGGCUUUUCGAAUUAGUCAAAACACUGGUCCCCCACCAAUCGACCGGCAAAAGAGAUUACCUUAUCCACCAGUCCAGAGCAUCCCAUCAGGAAAUGCCAUCCCGCCAAGGGAUGGUGAAAAUACGUGUCACCAAAGUUUCAUGCAGAGCUUACUUGCCCCUCACCUCGGUGAUCAGGUCAUUGGGAACCAACGGUCACUCUCAGAGCAUCCGAGGAACGCACAGUGUGGUCCAUCUUCUGCAAUUGAAUACAAUUGUCCUCCAGCUCAUGAAAGCGUCCAUAUCAGAAGAGAGAGUGAGAGUCAGAAUAGAGAAAGUUGUGACAUGUCUUUAGGUGCAAUUAACACCCGCAACAGCGCCUUGAAUAUUCCUUUUUCAAGUUCUUCUUCCUCAGGAGAUAUUCAGGGUCGAAACACAAGUCCCAAUGUUUCUGUGCAGAAGUCCAACCCCAUGAGGAUUACUGACAGUCAUGGGACUAAGGGCCACAUGAACCCUCCGGUCACAACCAACAUGCAUGGGGUUGCAAGGCCAGCUUUACCACAUCCAUCUGUUUCUCAUGGAAAUGCUGACCAAGGGGCUCCUGUACGUCAAGCUAAUUCUUCAGUUGCCCAGAGAUCAAGGCACCCCCUGCAAGAUAGCAGUGGUUCCAAAAUUCGUCAACCUGAAAGGAAUCGUUCUGGAAACCAAAGACAUAGUAAUGUCUUUGACCCAAGUCUUCCCCAUCUUCCUCUCUCUACAAGUGGAAGUAUGAUUCUUGGACGUCAACAGCCUGCUGCAGAGAAGAGAGGAAGUAUUGUUCGUUUCAUGCCUGAUAGCCCACAAGUACCUAAUGAUAAUUCAGGUCCUGACCAGCAUACGCUAUCACAAAAUUUUGGUUUUCCUUUUAUUCCUGAGGGUGGCAUGAAUCCACCAAUAAAUGCUAAUACUUCAUUCAUUCCACAGGUUUCUCAGCCUAGUGCCACUCGAACUCCAGCCCUAAUCCCAGUAGAUCCCCAAAAUACUCUCCCCUCCUUCUAUCCCCCAUACUCUCCUGCUCAUCCUACACUGUCCAAUGAUAUCUCAAUCCCCUACUUCUCCAAUCAAAUGUUCUCAAAUCCCAGCACAGAGAAGGUGAACGGCGGAAGUUUAAAUAACCGAUUUGGAUCAAUUCUGUCUCCUCCUAGACCUGUUGGUUUUGCUCAGCCAAGUUUUCCUCUUCUCCCCGAUAUGCCACCAAUGCACAUGACCAACUCUCAUUUGUCAAACUUUAAUAUGACAUCCUUGUUUCCAGAAAUAGCUACAGCUCUUCCUGAUGGCUCAGCAAUGUCACCUUUGCUCACAAUUGCGAACUCCUCUGCCUCUGACUCCUCCAAGCAGUCCUCAAACAGACCUGCCCACAACAUAAGCCAUAUUUUAGGUCAUGAUUGCAGCUCAGCUGUUUAAAUGCUGUUAAACUAGACAUAAAGGUAAUGGGUGAGAUUACAGAUGCAUUUGUGUGUGCUGCACACAGACAUGUACAUGAAGAGAGGCAUUGUGUGUUUGUGUCUUUGUAUAAUCAAUUUUCAGUUCUCUUUCGAAUGCAGAGAAGCCAUGUCAGAGAUGGUGCAAAUACUGAGUUGUCAGAAACUAUCUUUUGUUUUUAAUUGCAUGGUGUGCUUUUUUAUUGUCCAAGCAGAUUUACAUUUCAAAGGUUGAUCUGUAAUCCUCUGCUCCAUAAAUACUAAUCAACUGGAAGUUAAGGGAAAUCAUUUUGGCAUGUCUUGGAUUGUAGUAAGGAGCCUAAAUUUUUAAACUUGAUUGCUGAGCAUUUAGAUAGUUCAGUUGCUACCCAGAAAUAUCACAGCUUGAUAAAACAUCAAGUGCUGGCUAAUAUCAACUAAACAGUUUCUUACCCAUGGUAUGUUAUGGAUUGACUUAGAAUUGAAUAUCCGUAGUUCAGUGCAAGCAGUUAGCACCUAAAUCAAUUGUUUAAUUAACCUUCAUUCCUGAAGUUGGGUUUAGGCAGAUUAUUCUUCCUUACUUAUAACAAUUAAUAAAUUAUCUGAAUUUCAUGUCCUGUUCCUCACAUUAGGGAGCCACACUAUCCUUUAAUGUGCCAAGAUCCUUUGAAGCAAAGGUCUUCCAUAGACAAUUAGCCUUAGAAACAGAAAGCUAAAAAGUAAAGAAAAUUAAUGUUUUCCAUUUUGUACCAGGCCACAAGGAUAACAGCAGUUAUCUUGCAUGGAGUUUUUAACCAUUGAUGUUUCAUCAACUGAGUUUUGAUUUAGUAUUUUAUCUCCAUUUAAUUUAUUGCACCUUGAAAUAAAUUCUUUUUAUUUAAAUAUUAGGACCAAUCAGUAAAUGAUGUGUUUGGAAGCUACACUUUUAUUUGAGCCUUACUUUUAAAAUAUUUCUGAACAGAGUUUUAAGCUCUGUCAGUAUUUUCAUUUACUGAUACUUAUAUUUUAAAUACAGCAUUGUAUAUUGUAUGAUUAUCCUUCAUAACAGAACUAUAAUGAGAUGAAUUUGUUCACUAUUUUUCUUGAUGAUAGGUAUGAAUAGGUGCUUCAGGAUAUAUCUUUAUGUCUCUGUGUGUGAGAGUGUGUACACAGACAGAUUUUAAAGUAUAAACUGGUCCUUACCAUUCCACAAUGUACAUAUACUUCAGAACAUCAUGUUGUACAUGAGAAAUAGACAGAUUUAUCUGUCAAUUUAAAAAUAAUUUUUUAAAAAACUAAACCUACCUUCUGAAAAUGGAAAAUUGAGACCUGUGAAAGAAUAGAAAACUUGAUGUAGGUUUGGGUGUUUAAGAGCCCACUGAAGGUCAUAAGUUUAAAAACACAUGUAUUGAAUUUUGAAAACUUAAGCUAAGAAAGCAACUGUAUAUACCCAUUUUCUUAAACCCACUACUUUUUUGUUCUAUUCUGCCAAAAAUGGGAGAGGGUGGGAGAGAUGCGUAUAAAUUGUGUGUCUGCUCUGUUAAAGAAGUGAACCCAAGGACCAGUGUUUUUGUUACUGUUUUUUCACCCUAAAAACACUGCGGCCUCAGGCCUGGUCAGAGCAGCAAACUCCAGUGAAUACCUCUUCUGCAGACUCAGCAAAAGGGUCACCUGUGCCUCUGCAACCGUCCCUACCCAAUGGCCCUGUUGCUGCUGCCAACUACAGCGGCCUGCGGGGGCGGGAGCUCCCAUCCCCCAGGAAAGCCUGGAUGUUCUCCCUUUGACAGGGUCUUGGAGAAGAAUGGGAGAGCUUCACACACAAGUUACUUAAGACCACAGAUAAUCACAGCGCUUAGAACUUUUUUGAAGGGGGGAAAAAAGAUUUAUAACUUGCUUUUUACUUCUCUUAGAGACUGAAUUUUAAGCUUUAACAUUGAAGGUUUCCUUUGUACUUGAAAGAUCCAAUCUGCCAAUUUCAGGAAGGAAGGGCAGUUUUCUGUACAUUUAGCUGUUCAUUCUCCCGUGUUCUUUUCUCUCAUACACACACGCACGCACGCACACACACACGCAAUGGCAGUUGAGGUCCAAAAAACUGGGGACAGCUAGAUAUAAUUGGAACUAAGAUAAUAGCUUAGGAGACGCUCGAUUUCAGCAUCGCAAUGCAGAGACCUCAGCACCUGCUACUUCCCGCCCUUUGUGUUGUGCUGAUUGUAUUUUCCUGUUCACUUGCCUUUGCAUUUCUGAGAACUUUGGUUUCAAGAAUGUAACACUUCGGUAUCCAAUGAAUCUCAGUAAGGCUUAUUUGACCAUCUGAAGAAAGAUGUGACUGUCUACAAAGAACUGGGUACCUACUUAGACUUAGCUCCCGUGUUCUCUUGCAGACAUAUGCUUAUGAUCGUUUCAAAAACAGGCUCAGUUCUGAAAGUGUUGCCACCACAGUGCUCUCACUUGAUUUUAAAGCAUGACUAAAUGAGACUUCACAGCAGUACUAAGUAUUCAGUGGGUAGAGCUCUGAUUUGAAGGAGGAAAUUUGUUGUACAGUAUCCAGUGUAAAGGAAUGAAAGAAAAUGCAGUUAAUUUUGGGUAUAGUGAAUUUAAUGUUAUUCUUGGCUUGCCAAAAUACGACUGUAGGAAGCACUUUUUCCACAAAUAAUUUCAUAACUUUGGGAAAUAUACACAGUCAUGUCUGAGGCGUAAGUGAGAAUCAUUUCUCUUCCUCUCUUUUAGCAUCGUUGACCAUUCAGUUACAGAAAGUGGUUGAUUCCUGUCAACGUUUAACCAUUAGUUACAGUGAGGUGAAAAUUAUAUGUUUCUCUUCAUGCAUAACUUCGUCAAUGACUGUCAGACGCAUCAGUCGUAAAUGAAAGGAAUCCAAUUUGAUGUUAUUUCUUUUGGGGGAAGAUACAUGUUGCUUUGGGAUGACUUAUAUGUUGUUCUGUACCACUUCAGGAAAUUUGUUUUUGUGGGAACUUUUGGGGUACCAGAGAAGGCACUUUUUUCUAAGUAAGGCACAAGACUUCCACAGUGAUCAUGCUUUAUAAAAUGUAAUGUAUCAGAACUGUGGGGAGGGAAUGAAGGGAGUGUUGCAGUGAUUUCCAGUCACAUACCAGGGUUGAAGGUGGGCUUUUAAAAACCAACCCUCUGAAAACACACAGUUAAGCAUGGCCUUGCUCUUGCUUUAAAUUCAUGAAGAGGGGAAAACAACAUAUACUCCAAAUAAUGCGGUGAAACACUUUAAGGGAAUAACGUUAAAAUUUUGAGAAAAGAUAAAGACUCAGUAAUAUGCGUCUGCUUAGCUCUGUCCUUCUUUUGAUCCACGGGUACCUAGGCUCGCGCUUCUUCCAGCUGCUUCGUGUCAAGAGGGUGGCAGGGCCCCUGAUCGUUUUCUUAGCAGAGUCAUUACUCCUUUGCCUUGAAGCAUACGAUGGACCUACCAGCUCUUAGAUCACGGUGUGGUAGUGAGUCCUAUUCCCAAAUCUCGGAUUCCAGUUCCUGGCUUUGGCAACUUCUAUGCUUCCUAUUCUUGUAAGGGACAACAAUUUUUGAAACAAUAUUAGUUCAGAAUUCAUUUUAAAUGUUUAUCACAGAGUGCCAUAUAGUUCUGUUCUUUGAUUUGAUGAACUUUUCCUUCCAUUAGCAGAAUGAAGAAAGGGCAAAUGUACAAAAAUAAAAUGUGUUCAUGUUCUUAGGCAUCUGGAAGUCACUGUUACAAUUCUGUUAUCUAUAUAAAUUGUGUCUGUGCUUGGAAGUAAUGUGCUUAUGGCUGUGAAUACCUAGAAGGCAAUGGGAGUAGCCAACCAGAGGAACUAGUUUGAAGUUAAUCUCUCUGUGAUGAUUUUAUGAUACCUAUAUGCAAAUUAAAGGCAGGAGUUAGUUUCGUCUUGAGAUGCCUCUCUGACUAAAUGUUACCAUUUCUCCUUCCCCAGAAUUUUCACUUAGCUACAUUCUCUAGGCAUUCUACUCUUUUUGUGAGGUUUCUACUAGAGUGAAAUCAGAAAGAUUAUUUCUACUAGAGUGCGAUGGACACUAAGUUUAGAUUGUUUAGGUUGAGGCAGUCUCAUCUAUGCUGGGAAGAAGCGUUUCCGUGUUGGACACACAGCUUGUAGUUCUGUCCACAUGCCUCCGCCCUGGUACUGCACUUUACCUGAAAUUGUGCCUCUGGUCCUUAGACUGGCUACUGGGACAUAUCGCUCACCCACCCCUCUGUCACAGGAAAGGGCCAGCUGGAGGGUUCGUGUUGAAUAGUCAGACACUUCCUAGAAGACAAGAACAGCUGAUGUUUUCCCACUGUUGCCUUAUCAUUCUCUGAGCCAUCUUUGUAGCUCAUCUCAUAAGAAAAAACUUAGCUAGGUAGUGGCAAACCUUUUCAACUCAGAGCUUGUAUGUGGUGAUCAUUCAACAUCAUUAUAUCUAGAUUUGCAGAAACUUAUCAAUGGAAUGUUUGUGGCAUGUGUAUGUGAUCAGAUGCUCGGUAAAUAUGAGCCAGCUUGGCUUGAAAAUAUUGGGUAUAAUAUCGAAACAAGUGACAUUGUGGAUGACUGUAUAAUCUACCACUAGAACACUUCGUGAGACCCAGAGGGUAACCCUUCAUUCAUAACUUAACACAAGUUUUUUAAAUAGAUCUUUAAUUUUUUGGCUUAGUUGUGUGUGUGCAUACCCAUACUAAGUCAUAGAGGCUUAAAACUUGAUCCAUCUAAAUAUCUUCUCCACUUUUUUGAAAUAUCUCUGUCGUCCCACCCCAGAAGUCUUAAAAUCAUUUCUCACGUAUGAGGUCACUGAGGCACUGGACUUGACUACAGUGGUAACCUUUAAGGGGAGUUGGACUGUUGAUCUCCCAAGAAGAGAGGGACCAGACAGUGUUGCUAAAGAUGCUGCAGUUGUAUUACUGUGAAGAAAAGAUUUGCUUCCACUUUCAGCAGGCUAGAUGUAUAGAUAUAGAUAUAUAUUUUCAUUUUGGUAAAAGCGGUUGAAAAAUCUGAGAACAUAAUUACCUUCACAAAUUAUUUAUGGAUACACUGGGUGAGAAGCUUACUGUAGGGCAGUGACCAGGAGAAAACCAACUUUAGUGCUUUCAAUAGUGUAAUAUUUGUAUCUAUUACUAUGCCAGCAAUGUCUGCUGUGCGCCGUGUCCUAUUACUGUAAAUCACCUGGUUUAUAAUUCUAAUGGAAAUUAAUUUGUUUUGUAAUGGAAUCCAGAGCAGAUAUGUAUAAUAUGAUCAGGAUUGUCCUCCGCUGUAAAUAAGAAUAAGUCCUGUUUAUUUUGACAUCUUUUUACAAAUACAUUGUAUUAGGGUGUGAAUAUUCCAAACCAUGCUCUUGUUUAAAGUUUUGAAAUUUUUAUUGUUAAAUGUAACAUUUUAAUGGUUGUAAUAAUUAUUUGUAUAGAUAUGAAUAUAGUAUUUUAUUUAAGAAAAUAAACUUUGCAUUUUUGCAUUGUCA
Molecule: messenger RNA, 12310 nt
Organism: Lepus europaeus (European hare)
Lineage: Eukaryota; Metazoa; Chordata; Mammalia; Lagomorpha; Leporidae
Gene: USF3
Product: upstream transcription factor family member 3
Exons: 7
Coding region: 198-6896 (2232 amino acids)
Molecular function (GO): protein dimerization activity
Source: RefSeq, a predicted model, not a curated record